AGAAUCUUCAGUAUAUAGUUCUGUACUUUUCUGUAAACGAAAUAGCUUUCACGAUCGUUUAUCAGGGUUAAGGCCAGCAGAAAAAAAUCCAUUUGACUUGAAUCAUUGGUUUGUUAAAAAUAAGGAUUCUUUGAACAUUUCUUAUUUUCUUUCUAAGGAGCCCAAAUAUCUUAGCCCUUAAAACAACGUAGUUGGUUUCAUUGUUUUACCUAAAAAAAUUCCUAACAUUCAUCAAAAGCUAGUUAUUUAGGAAUUGGUGGACUUUGUAUUGCUUCCUUCUUCCGAUGUUUGGAAAAGAAAUAUGGGAUUCUCUUACUCAAAUUGAACAUCUUUCAGAUGGGACCAUAAGUGAGGUUUAUGUAGGGGUGAGUAAAAGAAACAACACUGCAUAUGUUGUAAAGAUUCAAGAAACGAGAUUCAAACGUCCACCGCAUGAUGCGAUACGCGGAAGAAAUAUCUUGAAGGAUUUGCAACAUCCACACAUUCAGACUUUGCUUGGGUCAUUUUUCGACCCUUCAACCUCCUGUUUACAUUUAAUUACAGAGUAUAAGCCUUUCGUGCUUUCUGAAAUUUCAAACAAACUGCGCAAAAAUGUAAAAAUCAACAUUGUUUCUCAGCUCGCCGACGCACUUCAAUUUCUCGAGGAACAUAAGAUAUUGCACAGGGAUAUACAUCCCAACAAUGUUUUGCUAGACUCUGAGGAAGGACCGGCCUAUCUCACAGAUUUCAGCAUUGCUUGGUCAGAAAAGUACCCGGGAGACGAAAAGGAAGAGCUAAUUUCCCAGAUUGGAACUGGUCACUAUAGAGCAAUCGAAACUUUGUUUGGUUGCCGAACAUAUCGGCAUGAAGUAGAUCGCUGGUCUUUUGGCAUUCUCAUCGCCGAGCUUUUCUCAAACAUCCCUCUGUUUGAUGAUGGAAGCUCGGAGGGUUGGCCUAGUGAGUUACAACUUAUAAGUAGCAUAUUUCAGACACUUGGCACUCCAAAUGUCGAGAUGUGGCCGGAACUUGCAGCUUGUCCUGAUUGGAAUAAAUUUAUUUUUCAUGAAUACCCACCAAAGUCAUGGGAAGAUAUUUUGCCGAAUACUAAUUCAACUGUCCGUAAAGUGGUUUCCAAGCUUGUUACCUAUCCGAAUCGGGCCUCUCCUGCUUUUGUUUUAGAAAAUAUUCAUCUUUAGGUGAUGAAUUGGCUCAUCUGGUUUCUUCAGUACUAAAACAUCCGAAAACUUUAUGCGAUCAGCUGCAUUACAUUUGAUAUAUUUUAAAGUACCCUGAACUCGAUUUAUUUAGAAUUUUUUUCGUUUCAACUGUAUAAAUAUUAUUAUUGACGAUCCCUAUGGACUCUCGUUUAGUGCUUUAUAUCCCUGUGUUUGUUUACACCAUAAUGACUUACCUACACCAGAUGUACCACUAAUUGAAAUGCGAA
Molecule: messenger RNA, 1423 nt
Organism: Schizosaccharomyces cryophilus OY26
Lineage: Eukaryota; Fungi; Ascomycota; Schizosaccharomycetes; Schizosaccharomycetales; Schizosaccharomycetaceae
Product: CMGC/CDK protein kinase Csk1
Exons: 3
Coding region: 285-1175 (296 amino acids)
Biological process (GO): protein phosphorylation
Cellular component (GO): cytoplasm; nucleus
Molecular function (GO): ATP binding; cyclin-dependent protein serine/threonine kinase activity
Source: RefSeq, a predicted model, not a curated record